CUACCUCAGCUGUGACUGUCGCCAUAGUGGCAGAGUGGUGCAGAGAAAGUCGCAUCUGCCACCACCGUCAUUUUUUCUAAGGUGAUCAAACGGAACGUUAGUCACGCGCCUUCCCUCGUGUUGACCCCCGGCGCCAUAUUGGAUUCGAAUCUCGACUCCUGUCAGAUGGAACGUCGUCUAAUGUUACGCGAACUGUGACCUCUGACCUGUGACGAUGGUGUACAAAGUGUUUGUGCUAACAUAUUUGUUCUUCGCCCUCCAUCGACAUGCACUGGCUGAAAGGAGUGUGGGAUGUUUAUUUACUUCAGAGAUUUGUGAAGAGGACGAACUUUGUUUUGAUGAUAACGUGUUCGGAAGAUGCCACGAGAUUACAGAAAACCGUGAAGAGAGAUUUCGUUACUCGUUAACACCAAAAACCUUAAGGUUACUGGAACACGAGAUGAAACGUUUAUUUAUUGGCGGUUACCGUUGGGUUCAUAACUACACUCAAUGCGUCAUACAAAACAUACUGUAUACGGAAAGACACCGUCUUUCUUACGAUCCUGGGUUAUGUGCAAGGCUCUUACAGAUGACAGCACCUUACGUGCCAGCUGCUCUUCUGGAAGAAUUAGAGAAAAUGGAUCCUGAAGACAUGGCUUACAUCAAAUUUCUCCCAAGCUUGACAAACUCUCAUUCCGAAUAUGCAGAUGAGAUCUUCGCUCCCGCUCGACACAAGCCAGAAUCUCGCUUCGAAAAACGAGAUAACGAUAAUAUAUUAAGAGGAAAAGCUAUAGAAGACGAAGGAGGUGAUGAUAUUGAUGAUGAUGAUGAAGAUUUUUUAGCAUUCUUACAAUAUCUAAAAGAAGCUUCAGUACGGGAUCAAGAAGAUCUACGCUAUCCCGAUAACAUUAAGGACGAUGAACCGAGUCGACAUCCGUUAUUUUCAGAAGGAGGAGUGGAGUGGUUACCUGUCAAUCGUGACGACGAUGCGGGGUGGAAGAAAGAAGUGACGUCAGAUGGCGACACUGAGCGAAAAUCAAGUAUCAUCUCCCUCCGACCAGAAAGAUGGCUACGAAAUAAUAAACAAGAUGAGCAGGAUGAUGGAAUAGUGGAGCGAGCCAGGGAUGAAGAGGAGCAAGAUGAUGAUGAUGAUGAUGACGACGACGACGAUAACUUCCGGCGGUUUUCCCGUUACGAUACUAAGAAACCAGGACCCGGUUUCUACGUCCACGAGCAGGAAGAUGAACCGGAUGAUGAUUCUUCUUGGAAAUUCUGGAUGGAACCUUCGGAUAAAAGCAGCGUUGGAUCAGUUGAGGCGGAUGAAGAAAGGAUUGACGACAAGAUGUCCUUACGAUUCGUGGGUCAGGAUAACCGCAGAAUUCCCCAAAAAGAAGGAAAAGAAGGGGAGAAAGAAAAGGGUGUGUUACCUGACGUGGGUAGCCAGUACGAGACAGUAGAUGCUAGUUAUACCUAUUUAGUUAUAGGAAAGGAAAGGAAACUGACGUCAUCAGAUGCCGAAAAAUUAGUAGAGACGUUGGAACAGAUGUUGAAAUUGCCUCGAGGGAUUUUUUCUAAUGUCAACGUGGACGACGACCAAGUGACCUUUAAGGUCAAUCCUAAUUCCCAAGGACUUAAUGCUUCCGUAGUAGCAAAUAAAGCAGAGGAACUUAGCGAACAACUGAAGUCUGCCGUUGGUAUCGAGAUACAAGGAGCGGGAAUUGGAGAUAAGACGAAGUUCGAAGUUGUGAACAAGACACACGAUCGACGACUUUUCGUUUUGACCUUUAUCCUAUGUGGACUGAUCGUGGGCAUCGUGGUAGCUGUCGCUGUCGUGUAUUUGGUGCGAAAACAUGCCAAAUCCAGGAAGAAACUGCAGAGUUUGGCCCAUCCGGAAACGGAAGCUAGCCAAGAUUAUCAGGAUUUGUGUCGUCAGAGAAUGGCAAGCAAGUGCCAUGAGAAACCGGAACCCAUUCACGUGAUACAAUCGCCAAAAAGAGUCAGCAGCCUAUCACAGAGUGAAACGUCUCAACCUAGCCCCUCCAGCCGAUCUUCUACCUCCUCUUGGAGCGAAGAACCGGUUAGUUCCAACAUGGACAUUUCAACAGGUCAUAUGAUUUUGUCAUAUAUGGAGGAUCAUCUAAAGAAUAAAGAUCGCUUGGAUAGAGAGUGGGAGGCUCUGUGCGCUUACGAGGCUGAACCUUGUUCCACCGCUAUUGCUAAUUUACCACAGAACGUCAAGAAGAAUCGCUAUCCCGAUGUGGUUCCUUACGAUCAUUCCCGUGUCGUACUCAAUGAUCUUUCAAACGUCUCCAACGAAGACUACAUAAAUGCUAGCUCAAUUACCGAUCAUGAUCCGAGGAAUCCCGCUUAUAUCGCAACGCAAGGCCCUCUUCCGCAUACAGCAGCUGAUUUUUGGCAGAUGAUUUGGGAGCAAGGAAACGUUGUUAUUGUUACUUUAACCCGUCUGAUGGAGAAUGGAGUGGCCAUGUGUCAUCGUUACUGGCCCGAAGAAGGGAGCGAAGUGUAUCACAUGUAUGAGGUUAAUUUAGUAUCAGAACAUAUUUGGUGUGACGAGUAUUUAGUACGUAGUUUCUACUUGAAAAACCUGAAAACAUCGGAAACUAGAACAGUCACGCAGUUUCAUUUCUUGGCAUGGCCCGAAAAUAACAUACCUAGCUCGACUAAAGCCAUCUUAGAAUUUCGAAGAAAAGUGAACAAGUCGUAUCGAGGAAGAUCUUGCCCCAUUGUAGUUCAUUGCAGCGAUGGAGCUGGAAGGACUGGUACAUACUGUCUCAUCGAUAUGGUCUUGAACAGAAUGUCUAAAGGUGCUAAGGAGCUCGAUAUAGCCGCUACUUUGGAACAUAUCAGAGACCAGAGAGGAGGGAUGGUUAAAACAAAGGCCCAGUUUGAAUUCGUUCUAAUGGCCAUAGCCGAAGAAGUUCACGCCAUCUUGAAAGCAUUAUCGCACUAAAACAACGGUAUUCGAAGUCAAAUUCUAUAAAAUAACCUGGAAAUACUAAAGAGAAACGACUGCGAGUCUCACGGAAUAUAAAAAAUUAACCUCAAUAUCAGUGUCACUAUUCUAAUCCUUCCUCCAUCAAUAACCGACUUAAAAACUAUAAUCAGAAAAUAUAAUUUCGUUCGAAAUCCCCAAACAAAAAGUCCAAAAAAAAGCAGAGCACCUAAAUAAAAUUACAGAUAAAUCUCUUCCCCUGUUUCUAUCUUCCACCACUAGAUGACAAAUUGUCGCUAUCGACACGUGUUCUGAGGGGGGAACAAUCUACAAAAAAAUGAUGAUUAAAUAUAAUAAACCCGCACUUGAGUCCUGAUGAAAAA
This is a messenger RNA of Centruroides sculpturatus (bark scorpion), 3315 nucleotides long. It is a transcript of the gene IA-2, whose product is annotated as receptor-type tyrosine-protein phosphatase N2-like. Gene Ontology annotation, biological process: protein dephosphorylation. The transcript is spliced from 25 exons. Gene Ontology annotation, molecular function: protein tyrosine phosphatase activity. The coding region runs from base 215 to 2950 and encodes 911 amino acids. The record is from RefSeq and is a predicted model, not a curated record. Gene Ontology annotation, cellular component: secretory granule. Lineage: Eukaryota; Metazoa; Arthropoda; Arachnida; Scorpiones; Buthidae.